AUGCCCGAUCUGCAUUGUAGGGGAUUAGGGAAAAUCACAAACGAAGCCAGGCAAGAGGGGACAUUUUCUCCCUUUCCUAUUAUCGGUCCACCUGAAAUACAUGUCGGCCAACUGGUUUUCCCAUCCCGAUCGAGUCAGCCUAUUCCUCAAUUUGACAUAAGUCUGCAAAAUAGUUGUAGCCUCAAUCGUGAAGCUUUGUUGCGACUCGGUCAAGUUACCGGCGAUGUCAAGUCUACAUCAGCUCGCUUUGAUGGCACUUUUUAA
This is a messenger RNA of Protopolystoma xenopodis, 264 nucleotides long. The record is from the annotation of a GenBank genome assembly. NCBI's taxonomy places the organism in Eukaryota, Metazoa, Platyhelminthes, Monogenea, Polystomatidea, Polystomatidae.